CGCAGCGCCGCGCCGCGCCGCACGUGUGCAAGCUCGGCGGCUGGUGGGAGAUCUUGUACGUGUGGGUUUCCUUGCGGUGUACCCUAUGUGGGUUGGCCCUGGCCUCUGUCUCCUCCGAGUGGCCGCCGCCCUUCUGCGUCCCGAGCCGAGCGCCUUCUUCGCCGCUUAGCCGGCGCCCGCAGGCUCCGGGUCCUCUUAAAUGUUCUCUUGGAGCCUUAAAGAUGGAAAUGACAAACGUGUCCCUGAAACGUGGGUGCCUUGUUGUGGAAGAUAAUGAUGGUGUGGCCCUGCAGGAGGAGACAAAGAAACAGAAGGUCUCAGAGUGCUAUCUGACCAACAGUCAGGAUGGGGUAGAAAAUGACAGUCUACACAGCAGUGAGGAUGAGCCUGGACCUCCAGAAGUUGAAGAUGCCAAGAAAGAUGAAAAGAAUUCCAGUGCUCAGGUGCAAGAGGAGGAAGAGGAGGAAGAUGGCCUUUCAGAGAUAGGGGAAGAGGAGGAGCCUGAGAGUUUUGCAGACAUGAUGAAGCAUGGGCUCACAGAACUUGAUGUAGGCAUCACGAAGUUUGUGAGCCCUCAUGAGGGCUUCUCAGGGAUCUUAAAAGAACGAUACUCUGACUUUGUUGUUCAUGAAAUUGGAAAAGACGGACGGAUCAGCCAUUUGGAUGACUUAUCUGUUCCAAUGGACAAGGAGGACCCUCCAGAAGAAGCGCUCACUGUUUUGACAGCUGAGGACAAGCAGCAGUUGGAGGAGCUCCAGCUUUUCAAAAAUAAAGAAACCAGUGUUGCCAUUGAGGUCGUUGAGGAUACCAAAGAAAAAAGAACCAUCAUCCAUCAAGCUAUUAAAUCUCUCUUCCCAGGAUUAGAGACAAAAACAGAGGAUAGAGAAGGCAGGAAAUACAUCGUAGCCUACCAUGCAGCUGGCAAAAAGGCUUUGGCAAAGGUCAGAACUGCAGCAGAUCCGAGAAAACAUUCUUGGCCAAAAUCUCGGGGAAGCUACUGCCACUUUGUUCUAUACAAGGAAAACAAAGACACCAUGGAUGCCAUCAAUGUAUUGUCCAAAUAUUUACGAGUAAAACCAAACAUAUUCUCCUAUAUGGGAACCAAAGACAAAAGGGCCAUCACAGUGCAGGAGAUUGCUGUCCUCAAAAUAAGUGCACAAAGACUCGCCCACCUGAAUAAGUGCUUGAUGAACUUCAAGUUGGGUAAUUUCAGCUAUCAGAAAACCCCUCUGAAAUUGGGAGAGCUUCAAGGAAAUCACUUCACUGUUGUUCUCAGGAAUAUAACAGGAACUGAUGAGCAAGUACAGCAAGCCAUGCAAUCUCUGAAGGAGACUGGCUUCAUUAACUACUAUGGCAUGCAAAGAUUUGGGACUACAGCUGUCCCUACGUACCAAGUUGGAAGAGCUAUUCUACAGAAUUCCUGGACAGAAGUCAUAGAUUUAAUACUGAAGCCCCGUUCUGGAGCUGAAAAGGGGUACUUGGUGAAAUGUAGAGAAGAAUGGGCCAAGACCAAAGAUCCAGCCUCUGCCCUCAAAAAACUACCUGUCAAAAGGUGUGUGGAAGGUCAGCUGCUUCGAGGACUUUCAAAAUAUGGAAUGAAGAAUAUAGUCUCUGCAUUUGGCAUAAUACCAAGAAAUAAUCGCUUAAUGUAUAUCCAUAGUUAUCAAAGCUAUGUGUGGAAUAACAUGGUGAGCAAAAGGAUAGAAGACUACGGGCUGAAACCUGUCCCAGGGGACCUUGUUCUCAAAGGAGACACUUUGCCUGCGUUGCUCUAUUGCAGUACUACUGCCACAGCCACCUACAUUGAGGAAGAGGAUGUUAAUAAUUACUCCAUUCAUGAUGUGGUGAUGCCCCUGCCUGGUUUUGAUGUUAUCUACCCCAAACAUAAAAUUAGUGAAGCCUACAGGGAAAUGCUCACUGCAGACAAUCUUGAUAUUGACAACAUGAGACACACAAUUCGAGAUUACUCCUUAUCGGGUGCCUAUCGAAAGAUCAUUAUUCGGCCUCAGAAUGUCAGCUGGGAAGUCGUUGCAUAUAAUGAUCCUAAAAUUCCACUUUUCAACACGGAUGUGGACAACUUAGAAGGAAAACCACCACCAAUUUUUGCUUCUGAAGGCAAAUAUAGGGCUCUGAAGAUGGACUUUUCUCUUCCUCCAUCGACUUACGCCACCAUGGCCAUUCGAGAAGUGCUAAAAAUGGACACCAGCAUCAAGAACCAGACUCAGCUCAAUACAAACUGGCUACGAUGAGUGGUGCAUUCUUCAGAGACAAGUACCUGCUCGAUGACCUCCUGUUCUUGUCUUUUUUAAUUGCUGGCUCAUAUUUGAUUUUUAAAACUUUUAUAGUAAAGGAUUAUUUGUAUUUUUUAAAGUUUU
Messenger RNA from Peromyscus leucopus (white-footed mouse), 2375 nucleotides. It is a transcript of the gene Pus7, whose product is annotated as pseudouridine synthase 7. NCBI's taxonomy places the organism in Eukaryota, Metazoa, Chordata, Mammalia, Rodentia, Cricetidae. The transcript has 18 exons. Gene Ontology annotation, cellular component: nucleus. Gene Ontology annotation, molecular function: pseudouridine synthase activity; RNA binding. The record is from RefSeq and is a predicted model, not a curated record. The coding region runs from base 222 to 2249 and encodes 675 amino acids. Gene Ontology annotation, biological process: pseudouridine synthesis.